This is a messenger RNA of Oncorhynchus keta (chum salmon), 3329 nucleotides long. RefSeq names its product G-protein coupled receptor 4-like. The record is from RefSeq and is a predicted model, not a curated record. Gene Ontology annotation, biological process: positive regulation of Rho protein signal transduction; phospholipase C-activating G protein-coupled receptor signaling pathway. Lineage: Eukaryota; Metazoa; Chordata; Actinopteri; Salmoniformes; Salmonidae. The transcript has 4 exons. Gene Ontology annotation, molecular function: G protein-coupled receptor activity. The coding region runs from base 1760 to 2698 and encodes 312 amino acids. Gene Ontology annotation, cellular component: membrane.
AGCAUUGGCCCCUGUGAGACGGUGCCAUAUGGAGUAAGGGUCCGGUUUGGCAUACAGCUUGGCUUCUGGGGGCCAACAGCGAGAUAAAGAGCUCUGCUACGGAGGAUAGGGAAGAGCUGUGGCUUUGCUACUUGGAGUCAGUUGGCUCGACUCGAUAGUUUGUAAUCAACAGUCAUUGAGUCCAGGGUUAACUAGACAUAUAGAUUGGAAACGGAAAACACACUGAAAUAGUUUGUUCUACUGAGGGACUGAGACUGAAGGAAAAGUGUGGAGGAGGACCAGUGAAAUAGUUUGUUCUACUGAGGGACUGAGACUGAAGGAAAAGUGUGGAGGAGGACCAGUGAAAUAGUUUGUUCUACUGAGGGACUGAGACUGAAGGAGAAGAUUGGAGGAGGACCAGUGAAAUAGUUUGUUCUACUGAGGGACUGAGACUGAAGGAGAAGAUUGGAGGAGGACCAGUGAAAUAGUUUGUUCUACUGAGGGACUGAGACUGAAGGAAAAGUGUGGAGGAGGACCAGUGAAAUAGUUUGUUCUACUGAGGGACUGAGACUGAAGGAAAAGUGUGGAGGAGGACCAGUGAAAUAGUUUGUUCUACUGAGGGAUUGAGACUGAAGGAAAAGAUUGGAGGAGGACCAGUGAAAUAGUUUGUUCUACUGAGGGAUUGAGACUGAAGGAGAAGAUUGGAGGAGGACCAGUGAAAUAGUUUGUUCUACUGAGGGACUGAGACUGAAGGAAAAGUGUGGAGGAGGACCAGUGAAAUAGUUUGUUCUACUGAGGGAUUGAGACUGAAGGAGAAGAUUGGAGGAGGACCAGUGAAAUAGUUUGUUCUACUGAGGGAUUGAGACUGAAGGAAAAGUGUGGAGGAGGACCAGUGAAAUAGUUUGUUUUACUGAGGGACAGAGACUGAAGGAGAAGAUUGGAGGAGGACCAGUGAAAUAGUUUGUUCUACUGAGGGAUUGAGACUGAAGGAAAAGUGUGGAGGAGGACCAGUGAAAUAGUUUGUUCUACUGAGGGACUGAGACUGAAGGAAAAGUGUGGAGGAGGACCAGUGAAAUAGUUUGUUCUACUGAGGGACUGAGACUGAAGGAAAAGUGUGGAGGAGGACCAGUGAAAUAGUUUGUUCUACUGAGGGACUGAGACUGAAGGAGAAGAUUGGAGGAGGACCAGUGAAAUAGUUUGUUCUACUGAGGGACUGAGACUGAAGGAGAAGAUUGGAGGAGGACCAGUGAAAUAGUUUGUUCUACUGAGGGACUGAGACUGAAGGAAAAGUGUGGAGGAGGACCAGUGAAAUAGUUUGUUCUACUGAGGGACUGAGACUGAAGGAAAAGUGUGGAGGAGGACCAGUGAAAUAGUUUGUUCUACUGAGGGAUUGAGACUGAAGGAAAAGAUUGGAGGAGGACCAGUGAAAUAGUUUGUUCUACUGAGGGAUUGAGACUGAAGGAGAAGAUUGGAGGAGGACCAGUGAAAUAGUUUGUUCUACUGAGGGACUGAGACUGAAGGAAAAGUGUGGAGGAGGACCAGUGAAAUAGUUUGUUCUACUGAGGGAUUGAGACUGAAGGAGAAGAUUGGAGGAGGACCAGUGAAAUAGUUUGUUCUACUGAGGGAUUGAGACUGAAGGAGAAGAUUGGAGGAGGACCAGUGAAAUAGUUUGUUCUACUGAGGGAUUGAGACUGAAGGAGAAGAUUGGAGGAGGACCAGUAGAGGGACGUAUCAUCUCUGUUGAGAUCCAAAUCUCUUCUCCACUUUGACCCCACCUUCCAUGGCGAUGAUUGCUAACUCCACGGGGAUGACCUCCAAUGACCUCUCCCUGAACUCAACGUCGACCCUUAGUCCGGAACCUUGGACCCCGCCUCCUUGGUACCAAUUCCACGUCUGCUCCGUGGCCCCUUACGGAUUCAUCUUCUACUUUGGAGUCAAAGUCUUCAACCUGGCCAUAGGCACACCCUGCAAUAUACUGGUCCUGUGGCACAUCUCCAGCAGGAAAAGUGACUCGUCCACGUCUGACAUCUUCAUCUUUAAUCUGGCUUUAAUGGACACCUACUUCUGCCUCAUGGGGCCCAUAGACAUGGUCAACAGGCUGGUUCUGGACCACCAAGGCAUCUGGUACUUCCAACGCUUUGCCUACGGGGUCAAAGACACAGGACCCCUCUUCCUGGUGUGUAUCUGUCUGGACCGCUACGUGGCCGUGGUCCAUCCGGUGCUGUUCACCGGUAUCCGUGACAACAAGAUCCGCAUUGGUGUCUCCGUGGUAACCUGGGCCCUCAUCCUGGCCUACAGCCUCACAAAGAGCAUCCUGGGAGUCAUGUCUGUCAACGAGGUGUUCAGCGGCCUCAUCCUCUUCGCCUUCGCCGUCAUGAUCUACUGUAACCUCUCCAUCAUAUGGGUCCUACGCCGCUCCGUAGCCGGGAAGGAGGUGAUGCACCCCGUGAAGAAGAAGGCCUUCAAAAUGGUGCUGGUCAUCUUGGGUAUAAUCUUCGUCAACUACCUUCCUCCUGUGGCUCUUGUUCCGUUCUUCUCCUACUACACGUUCGUCCAGUUCCGCUGUCAGGUGACUAUCAGUGUGUUCGCCAUCAUGGAUCUGAGUUGUAGUAUGGAGCCACUUCUGUAUAUGACCAAGAUGGACAGGCCUGCGUGUGUACCUGGCUGGUGCUGUGCGGGGGAGAGCUCGGUCAAGAAACCCUACGAGGUUAAAGUGUGAUGGGGCUCAUCACUAUCCUGCCAAGUUACAAAGUCAGAAGGCCCAAUCAUUUCUACGAUUCCUCUUCUUAAACUCCGAUUUUAAACCUUAACUUUAACCGAACCUUAACCACACUGCUAACCGUAUGCCUAACCCUAACCUUAAAUUAAGACCAAAAAUAACAUUUCUGUUGGCAGACAUUUUUACGUUAAAGCCAAUUCUGACUUUGCAGCUUGGCCAUCUACUGGGAACCAUGUGAUGAGGGAGAGAAGAAGAGGCUGGUGGGUGGAGCUAUACGAGGAUGGGUUCAUUGUAAUGGCUGGAAUAAAUGGAAUGGACCAUGUGUUUCAUGUGCGUGAUUCUGUUCCAUUUAUUCUAUUCCAACCAUUACAAUGAGCCUGUCCUCCUAUAUCUUUGCCCACCAGCCUCCAGUGGGGUGACCAUCUACCAACUACCAACUCCUGUCCUGGAGAGCCACUGCUGUGCAGGCUUUAGGCCCAGCCCUGCAGUACACAUUAUAUUCAGCCUGCACAGUCCUGGCAUGUCUUAAAUUAGGUAGGCCGCAAUACACACAUUUAGAUAUAUCACAGGGUAAAUGUAUUGUGUGUGGACAUGUAUACUGCUGUAUUGCCAAUAAAUACUAUUCAUAUUA